Molecule: messenger RNA, 1041 nt
Organism: Talaromyces rugulosus
Lineage: Eukaryota; Fungi; Ascomycota; Eurotiomycetes; Eurotiales; Trichocomaceae
Exons: 3
Coding region: 1-1041 (346 amino acids)
Source: RefSeq, a predicted model, not a curated record
AUGGUUAGCGCUGGCUCUGGGCGGUUACCAUGGACGCAUACUACCGAAUACAAAGGCGGCACUCUGGCAGCUCUCGUGUACAUUUCCUCUUUCGAAGCUUGCAUGACUCACAAGACCGCGUCGCCAGCCUGCUACCGACCGGCGGAAGAUUCGCAUUGCGCUGUUCCGUUGUCAUCUCGUGUCUUGUCUUGGGUCGAUGGAGUCCGCAAAAUGCGGAUUAUUUCACAAUUCGAGGCACGCCCGCAAAUUUCCCGCAAUACCGCGUUUGCGGCCGCACAUGCGGUAAACAUCCACCACCUGCUGUACCUACUUCAGGUCAUAAUCUGGCAUGCAUGGCAUAUGAGUAUUCUUGCGGUGGUCCAAUGGUUGCAAGGCACCAAUAUAGCAUGGGCUGCUCCAUCUUUCACAUCGUACUUGACAAACGAUGCCGCUUUACGAAGUGUGUAUAACUUUUUUACGCGCAACUACAUAUACAGUGGCUUACAUUCUUUCCAGAUUUCCCAUUGUAUCCCGCUCUCUCGAGAGCAGAAGGAUGCUCUCGCCGAGUUCAUCACAAACUUGCAUGCGACUACGUUCGUGACCCCGAGACUGUUUGUCAACGUUGUCUUUGACCGACCAGGGCCAAUCGGUGAUAUCUACUCGGGAGGAAAGUCUCGUGGGCAAACCGUCCCGAAUCACAUCCGUGCUACAGUCCGUGUCGGUCCGACGCGGUCCAAGGAAAGUUACGACGAAGUGGCUACUAAAAUCCAGAGCCGCUGGGAUGAGGUGGUGAAUGAUGCAACGCUGGGCGCCCAAUCGUUUGGUAAUCUUACCCCGAAAGAGGAGAGUCGCUUCAAGAAACUGCAUGGCAUCGUCUUUUGUCCUAUGGUGGCCGCGCUUGAAGGCGGAGUUAUUGUCCCUGGGCCUGGAGAUGAAGGUACAUGGCUGAAGGAUAACAUGGCCUAUUUCCAGGAGCAGGUCGAUGUACACAAUGACAAUGAUAUAAGGGACAUGUUGAAAGAGAUCAGUGAGCGGAAGGAUUUGAAAAGGCUCGUUGAAUAG